Diceros bicornis minor is the source of this 3829-nucleotide messenger RNA. It is a transcript of the gene CPNE5, whose product is annotated as copine 5. The transcript is spliced from 22 exons. Gene Ontology annotation, cellular component: plasma membrane. The coding region runs from base 547 to 2379 and encodes 610 amino acids. NCBI's taxonomy places the organism in Eukaryota, Metazoa, Chordata, Mammalia, Perissodactyla, Rhinocerotidae. The record is from RefSeq and is a predicted model, not a curated record. Gene Ontology annotation, molecular function: calcium-dependent phospholipid binding. Gene Ontology annotation, biological process: cellular response to calcium ion.
CGGAGCCGGAGCCCGAGCCGAGAAGGUGGCGCUCGCAGCCGCGUCCCCAGCCCCGCCGCCGCCCGCGCCGAGACCCAGCGAGAGGCGGCGCAGCCCCGGCGCUCCGGCCACCCCCGCCCUCCCGCGCCCAUCCGGCUCCCCACGCCCCUCUCCCUCCCCUGCACCCCUUCUGCCCCCGCCCGUAGCUGCACGCCCCUCUCCCCGCGUCCCUCUCCACGACUCCGCGCGUCCCUCCUUGUGCCCUCUCCUCGCGCCCCACCGCCUCUCCUCGCUGCGCCCCAGCUCCCUGGGCACCUCGCCCCUCUCCGCUGGGCCCCCAGCCUCCUCGUCGCGUCACCCACACCCCCUGCUCUAUCCGCGGCCCCCGCGCCCUCCACCCCCCUUCCCUCUCUCACUUCCCACGCCCCCUCUUCGCGCUCCUCUCUCCUCCCUUUGCCGCCCAGCCCCGGCUCCGGAGUUGGGGGAGAGCCCAGGGUUUCCGUUGCUCCGGAGGAGGCGUGAAUCGCGCAGGGAUUGACUAAUUUGGGGUGGGGGGCGCGGCGGGCGAUGGAACAGCCCGAGGACAUGGCGUCGCUGAGCGAGUUCGACUCCUUGGCGGGCAGCAUCCCCGCCACCAAGGUGGAGAUCACCGUGUCCUGCAGGAACCUUUUGGACAAAGACAUGUUUUCCAAGUCUGACCCACUAUGUGUCAUGUACACUCAAGGGAUGGAGAACAAGCAGUGGAGGGAGUUUGGACGCACUGAAGUCAUCGACAAUACGCUCAAUCCUGACUUUGUACGCAAAUUCAUUGUGGAUUACUUCUUUGAAGAGAAGCAGAACCUCCGUUUUGACCUGUACGACGUUGACUCGAAGAGUCCUGAUUUAUCCAAACACGAUUUCCUGGGCCAGGCCUUCUGCACCCUUGGAGAGAUUGUGGGGUCCCCCGGGAGCCGCCUGGAGAAGCCCCUCAUGAUAGGAGCAUUUAGCCUGAAUUCCAGGACAGGCAAACCCAUGCCAGCUGUUUCUAACGGAAGUGGUCUUUGGAUGGAAAGUUUGAGAACCACUGGUCUGGAAGCCUCCGGUGGCGUCCCAGGGAAGAAAUGUGGCACCAUCAUCCUGUCUGCUGAGGAGCUCAGCAACUGUAGGGAUGUCGCCACAAUGCAAUUCUGUGCCAACAAGCUGGACAAGAAAGAUUUCUUUGGGAAGUCCGACCCCUUCCUGGUGUUCUACAGGAGCAACGAGGAUGGGACGUUCACCAUCUGCCACAAGACCGAGGUCAUGAAGAACACCCUAAACCCAGUCUGGCAAACUUUCUCCAUUCCUGUGAGAGCCCUCUGCAAUGGGGACUAUGACCGGACCAUCAAAGUGGAGGUGUACGACUGGGAUCGAGAUGGCAGCCAUGACUUCAUUGGAGAGUUUACCACCAGCUACCGGGAGCUGGCCCGAGGGCAGAGCCAAUUCAACAUCUAUGAGGUGAUAAACCCGAAAAAGAAAAUGAAGAAAAAGAAAUAUGUGAAUUCUGGCACGGUCACGCUGCUUUCCUUUGCUGUGGAGUCAGAGUGCACAUUUCUCGACUACAUCAAAGGAGGGACCCAGAUCAACUUCACAGUGGCCAUCGACUUCACGGCCUCCAAUGGGAACCCCUCGCAGUCCACGUCCCUGCACUACAUGAGCCCCUACCAGCUGAACGCCUACGCGCUGGCACUGACUGCCGUCGGGGAGAUCAUCCAGCACUAUGACAGCGACAAGAUGUUCCCCGCCCUCGGCUUCGGGGCCAAGCUGCCCCCUGACGGCAGGGUGUCCCACGAGUUCCCGCUGAACGGCAACCAGGAGAACCCCUCGUGCUGUGGCAUCGACGGCAUCCUGGAGGCCUACCACCACAGCCUGCGCACCGUGCAGCUCUAUGGCCCUACCAACUUCGCGCCCGUGGUCACCCACGUGGCCAGGAACGCGGCCGCGGUACAGGACGGUUCCCAGUACUCGGUGCUGCUCAUCAUCACCGACGGGGUCAUCUCGGACAUGGCGCAGACCAAGGAGGCCAUCGUCAACGCUGCCAAACUCCCCAUGUCCAUCAUCAUCAUCGGCGUGGGCCAGGCGGAGUUCGAUGCCAUGGUGGAGCUGGAUGGUGAUGACGUACGGAUCUCCUCCCGGGGGAAGCUGGCCGAGCGGGACAUCGUCCAGUUCGUGCCCUUCAGGGACUACGUGGACCGCACGGGCAACCACGUGCUGAGCAUGGCGCGCCUGGCCCGCGACGUGCUGGCGGAGAUCCCCGACCAGCUGGUGUCCUACAUGAAGGCGCAGGGCAUCCGCCCGCGCCCCCCGCCCGCCGCCCCCGCGCACUCGCCCCCGCAGUCCCCGGUCCGCACGCCCCCUGCCUCCCCCCUGCACACGCACAUCUGAGCCUGGACUGUGGCAGGGCUGGGGCCUGGGGAGGCCGGCAGAAGGCUGCGCGGGAGCCCCACACCCCACUACAGUCCGCCCCGCCCAGCCUUUGGAACGCGUAUGCCUGGGAGGCCGGCAGGGGGCGGGGCCUCUGGAGACUCCUCCCCAAUUUCCUGGCUUCGCUGACGCUCCAAAUCUAGGGAGUUGGGGAGUACUGGUGGUGGAGGUGGGGUUCUGGGCCCCUGCUCUUCUUUUCUCUCCCUGACACCUCGUUCUAGCCCAGCCAGGAAGUUGUUAACAAUCAGGAAUUUGGGGUCCCCCUCAGCCCACCUGGGCAAUCCCUUGUGCUCCUGUAUCACCCUGAAGUCUGGGCUGGGCCCCCCUCCUCCAGGCCCCGUCCUGCCCCCUCCUGUGGUGUCUACUCCUACACCUGGCCCCUAACCCCCCCCCCACCCCCACAGUAUCUGUCGUGUCCCUAGUUCCAGUGAGCCCCGUGAGGCUGAUGGGUUUGCAGGAAUGCCUGAGCAUGUGACCUUCCCGGGGACGCUUGCGUGCAGUGGGAGCCUUGCAGACUGUGGAGGAGAGGCUGUGAGGGUGGACCGUAGGCCCCAUGAUGGGCCAGGAAUGGGGGCUUUUCAGGCACAGAGUCCUUUCUGGUGCGUCUCAAGCCCAGGAUGACACUGGUUCCAGACACACAGAUCCACAGGCUUCUCCUUGGUAUGGGCUCACGGACGCCUCCACAGUUGACUCCCCUCCUCCCCCCAGAGGCUGCUCAGGGUCCUUGGUGCCCACUCCCUGCUGUCCACCUGGAGGCCUGGGCAAGGAGCAGCCCAGCCUCUGUACUCCCACACUGCCCCUCUAUCCCACGGGGAUAGGAGACGGGAGUCCUGAGUUCAAGCCCUGCCUCCGGCCCUGCCUGCUGUGGGAACCCAAGCCAGGCCCUUCUGCCUUCUGGGUCUCGGUUUCCACGUCUGUGAGGCAAGAGGGUUCACCAGGUGGUCCCGGGUUUACCUUCAGCUCUGAUGUCCUGAGAGUCCAUUCAUCCCGUGGCCAGCUCCCCCAUCCCACUCCUCACCAGUGCAGCCCCCUCCCCCAGGCCGUCUUGGCUCUAGGUCCACCCUGUUCCAAGCUGUCACCCCAGAUCCACCCUAGUCCUUCAGCUUGGGCUUUGCCGUCUGAGCCAGGGUCCCUGCCCCUGCUGUGGGAAAGGUGGGCCCUCCCAGCCGCCCAGCCUUUACCCACGUGGGGAGCAGGUCAUGCAUGCCAGUCUCUCCUGCCGCAUGGGGCUCCUCGGCCCUCUGAGCCUCCCGUGCCUGGACAGAGACCAGCCCCCCCGCCCCCAUCUGCUGCCCCACACCGCUCCCUUCCUGUCAUGCAUGAUGGUGGUGUUUCUACACUGUCUGGUCCCGUGCCCGUCUCUGAGACAGUCUCUGUGUGGAAUUUGCCUUAAACUGAAGUAAAUUUGGUU